AGCAAAACAGCAGCGUUCCAAGUCUCCCCGCAGGCCUGCUUAUAUUCACACAACACACGGGCAAACACCGCAAGAGUAUCACACGCUUACAUGGCUUCACAACAAUCACAGACAAGCUGUGACCUGCACAAGUAUGACUCGGGAAGUGACAGGACCAGGACAACUUUUGGAGGAACGCGUAGGCGUGGCCACAGAAGAAGUCCGCCAGUGUCCGUUCCAACCGAGCCUGCCCCAGAGUCUGCUAGAAGUGUAGAGAAAGCAAGAAAACCUUCUCCCAAAAAGACCAAGAAGGUGCCUCUCGUUGCGCUCCUCUAUGCAAAAUGUAAGCGAAGGUCGCAAAAGCAAUCCGCACGAAAACGGGAGAAGACUGCUCGUCAAGCUGCAACCACAUCUUCAGCCGCAACUCAGCCGAAACAUAACAAUGCUAAGUGUCAUCGUCAUCGCAGCCGCACCGAGCAUCAUCGACCGAUAAUCGAAGAGAGGCAUGAAGUACUGGAUCUUAGAAAUGACAACGCGAAGCAGCUUGAGGAUAAAAUUUUAGACUCGAUGCUAGCAGUGCUAAAACAUGAAGACGAGUUGAAGCAACGGUGGCUUGUAUCCGACCAAGACGAAGGGAAGGACAUUGGAAAAUUUAUACUCGAUGAAUUGAUGAAUGAAAUGGCUCCAAGAAAUCCUGAGAAGACCAUGGAAACCAUCUCUCAAACGAAAGAGUUUCCAGCAAGGCAUCACAGUACACCGGCGCAAACAAAAGAGGAUCUAACAAUGCACCGAGGCAUUGAUCAUUUAGUGGUGACCGAGUUGCAAACAAAGGAGGAACCAACAAAGAUUGACAGUAUAAUGACCGAGAUAGAGGAACCGACAAGGCAUCGAAGCACUGGCAGCACAGUGGGGAACGACUUGCAAACAAGGGAGAAGCCAAGGAAUGAAAAGCACGAAAAACUACUUGCCAUGAUCAUGGACGAACAAGUGGAAGAAAUCUCUGCCGAGCUCUUGCUCUUCUGCGACGACUUUGUAGAGGAUAUAUACUCGUCGGAGUUUGCAUACGCGGAUGAUAAGUAACCAGCAAGCUCGUCUUUUAUU
Selaginella moellendorffii is the source of this 1080-nucleotide messenger RNA. RefSeq lists its product as uncharacterized. Bases 91 to 1059 code for a protein of 322 amino acids. The record is from RefSeq and is a predicted model, not a curated record. NCBI's taxonomy places the organism in Eukaryota, Viridiplantae, Streptophyta, Lycopodiopsida, Selaginellales, Selaginellaceae. The transcript is spliced from 11 exons.